Aspergillus ibericus CBS 121593 is the source of this 2007-nucleotide messenger RNA. RefSeq lists its product as uncharacterized. The coding region runs from base 1 to 2007 and encodes 668 amino acids. Lineage: Eukaryota; Fungi; Ascomycota; Eurotiomycetes; Eurotiales; Aspergillaceae. The transcript has 2 exons. The record is from RefSeq and is a predicted model, not a curated record.
AUGGGCGCGCUAAGAACGUGUCGCCGUGAGAUUCAUGGGACCAAUGGAUUGAGACUGAUGCCUGGAUGGGACACGGGCAGCGAAGAGUGGACGGAUCCGGAUGCCUACGUCGAGGCCCUCCUUUCUUUCGCCAAUUCUUCCGCCAUCUUUAGGCACCUUUGCGGCGGUGUGCAUAUCCUCGAUUUCCUGACCCGCGAACCGGACCUGUAUACCUCCCUGCUCCCGGAACAUUGGAGGUCCUUUUUCGACAAGCAUGAUAUUCAGGAUAUCUUGGACCUUCUCCUGCGAGAUGACAUCCGGCCUCUAUUAGACCAAAGUCGGGAGGCUGUCGCGCAUAGUAGAGAGCCAGAUGCAAGUGCACAGUGGCGAGGGGCUGCCCUGCCCCCGCUGGACCUGCUGGAGUACAUCCAUCAAAUCCGUCGACUGAGCCUGGGAAGAGACUUCACCCCUCAACAGCCCGGAACACCAACCAUACCCAGGAAGAUCGCGGUGGGAAUGAAUGUGAAAAAGUACCAUGAGGUGGCGCACUUUUCCAAGUACGUUGAUUCCUUGUGUGCCACGGUGGACGAACAACGAGGCGAUCCGAUCACACACGUCGUUGAUUUCGGAUCGGGCCAGAGCUACCUUGGGCGUACACUUGCGUGUCCUCCUUACAACAGACACAUUGUUGCCAUUGAACGGAAACACCAAUUCAUCAGCGGCGCGAAGGGCAUGGAUAUCCAUGCCAAACUGCAGGAGAAGAAAAAAGUCAAUAUGUACAAUAAGAAGCUUGCAAACUGCAAGACCUGUGUGGAGCCAGAGGUGCACACAGCGACUAAUACAGAUGUCGGGGAGUCUCCAAAUGAAAAUAGCAAUGCCACAAAAGAAUCUACAGAUGUGGCGGGCGGAGACGGAGAAGAUGUCGCCAUGAUAAAUGUCUUCCGUGACAUUAGUCUUGCGCCACACGAAAUAGGUUCUGCUCCUCAUCGCAAUGUUCCCAAACCCGCUGCAGAGGAGGAAGUGGAUCCAGAGAAACCGAGAGGUAGAAUGGACUAUAUCGAGCAUGAGAUCAAGGACGGUUAUCUCGAGCCCAUCAUCAAAGACGUUAUUGAGGCUGCGCCUGCCGAGGUGGAGACACAAACCCAGGGCGAUUCUGCUGCAAACGCCGACAACAAUGCCAACAGCAAAUCGAAGGAUGCCAACGUCAUGGUCAUCUCCUUGCAUUCUUGCGGCAACCUCCUUCAUCACGGAGUCCGGUCUCUGACUCUGAACCCUUCAGUCAAAGCCAUUGCCAUGAUCGGCUGUUGCUACAAUUUAGUCACCGAGAGACUUGGCCCUGCAACCUACAAGCUUCCCAUUCUCCGAUCGAUGCAUCCCCGUCUGACAAAGGAUGCUGUCGCCUACGACCCUCAUGGCUUCCCAAUGUCGAAACGCUUCGAGGACUAUGAGCAUGAGAGUGGAACUGGCAUGAAAUUAAAUAUCACCGCCCGCUCCAUGUCCUUGCAGGCCCCCUAUAAUUGGAGCAGGAAAGAUAGUGAAGACUUUUUCACGCGCCACUUCUAUCGGAGUCUUCUCCAGCGUAUGCUCGUGGACCGCAAGAUAGUUUCGAAGCCCAAAAAUCCAGACAAUCUUUACGAAGAAUCAACCGACCUCGAAGAUGCGGGGAACCCUUUGAUUGUGGGAUCUCUGCGAAAGUCGGCUUUCGUUUCGUUCUCCGCGUACGCUCAUGCCGCAGUGACGAAAUUGGGUCGCGACCCGAAUUUCGGCGAAAAAGUCAAAGCCGGAAUGGCGGAUUUGUCUGAGGAAGAUUACGACCGCUAUGUGAAGGAUUACUGGUAUGCGAAGAAGAACCUGAGCGUGGUCUGGAGCUUGAUGGCUUUCAGUGCUUCCCUGGUCGAGGCGAUUAUUGUCGUUGACAGAUGGCAAUUCCUGCGUGAGCACGAAUCGGUAAAGGAGUGCUGGGUUGAGCCCGUGUUUGAAUACAAGGAAAGUCCCAGGAACUUGGCCGUCAUUGGAAUCAAGAAAUGA